AUGGCACUCGCGACGUUCGUAGACCUCCCGACCGAGAUCGUCGAGACCAUUGCCGCGCAUGCCGCCUCUGACUUUACGCCGGCGGACACAUGCGCCGCCCGCCUGGCAUGUCGUGCGCUGUACGUGAACCUAGAUGCGGCGUUCUACGCUGUUUUUGCCCUAAAUGCGGCGCUGCUUGACGGGCCGCGCGCGCUGUGGAACGUGGACACACUUGUCGAGAGGGCGGCCAAGUGGGUGAAACAUGCGACGACGGUGCGGGUGUGGCGGUCCGCGGGUGCUAGCAGCCGGCAGAAGAAGAAAGGGAGGACAGGUGAGUGGUAUGACGGGACGGAGGAGACAAUGGCGGCAGUGAUGCAGUUGCUAAAUAUGCUGUCGCGGGUGGAGACUGUCCAAUGGGAAAUCAACGCGGCAGACCCUGCCUGGCUGCAGGACGCAUUGCGGUGGCACGUGAACUGCCACUGGCAGAACACACUGACGACACUCGACAUCCGCUUCCAUAGCUUUCCGCUCAACCAGCCGUUACCCGACCUCUCAUACGUCACCAAUCUGCACACUCUCAGGUUCCGCGGCUCGGCGCUGGGCCGGCAGCCAGUCGGUCCAGCGCGCGUGCUACCCGGCUCCUCCACUGAGGUGGCCCGCCUGCUAGCGGGUCUCCUCCAACAGAACCCGCACCUAACUGUGCUUGAGGUUCGGCUUGAGCCGGAAACUGCCGUGCACGGGGUUGGUGCGGAAGACUUCUCGCCGGAGCUCUGGCGUGGCAUAAACGAUGACGUGCUGUGCCGUCUCACUGAGCUGCACAGCAACGUGCCGGCCUGGCUUCUCGGGAAGUGGGGCCCUGGAUUGCAACCUCUAGCGCUUAGGGUUCUGGUGCUGCGGGAGACAAGGCCGUGGGACACCGACGUUUUUCUCUUCAACCUACUGCCCGGGCUGCCCUACACGCUUGUCGACCUUGAAGUCAGCUCUGUGUACGAAAGCCGCUGGAGCGUUGGCCGGAACUGGGACGACAUGGCAGUGCUAGAAAAUUGGAAGAUGGCCGCCUUGGAGCGCCUCACGGUGUCCGUCAACGCCGCCAACGUACUGCCCGGAAACCAUGGCAACAUGGAUGUCAUUCCUUUACUGCUUAGGAUUGCAGCAGAUGCUAAAUCAUUUCGCUCGCUCCGGACGCUGGCUAUCCGCUGCUCGUACCCGAAGGACAUGCGAUACUCAACCUGUGGACCGCAGCGCGCCGAACAUGCAGCUGGUAUGCGCAGCGCCAUUCGACAUUCGUUGGAGGAGUUCGGCGCCAGCGCUGUGGACUGUCUGCCAGAAAUUUGGGAAUGGGAUGUGUACAGCGAAAAUGUGGUCGUGGAAUUGUUGAGGGGAGAGGGAGAGAGUGCUAGUGGCGCGGAGGAUGCGCACCGGGAUGUGUGGUAUCUCCUCCCGCGGCACUUUGAGAGGAUUUAG
Molecule: messenger RNA, 1443 nt
Organism: Mycena indigotica
Lineage: Eukaryota; Fungi; Basidiomycota; Agaricomycetes; Agaricales; Mycenaceae
Exons: 4
Coding region: 1-1443 (480 amino acids)
Source: RefSeq, a predicted model, not a curated record